AUGACUGUAUUAUCAGAGAGAUUAGAUGCAUUGAAAGAUUUAAGAGGAAAUUUUUCAUUGAAUCCCACGUAUAAAGAUUUAGUCACUGGAUUAUGGAAUACGAUAUCAUGGUAUUAUGCACCACAUAUGUGGUCGAAUUAUAUAUUUCCACAAUCAUUCAUAGAUGAAUUUACUGAACAUUUCUAUUUUCCAUUGCAUGAAAUAACAUACAUUAUCUAUAUUGCUGUUUUCAUAACAAUGCUACGAUAUGCAUUUGAAUAUUACAUAUGCAAACCGUUACUCAAUUGGUUAGCACUUACAAAAUUAAACAAACGUAAAUGUCCUGAAUCAGCGUGGAAAUGCUUAUUAUAUACAGUGACAUGGUCUUAUUGUGUUUAUUUAUUACAUUAUCGAUAUAAUUAUUUUCACGAGCCAUAUUUAAUAUGGGAUGAUUGGAGUCCAGGAAUGACUGUACCGGUGGAUAUUAAAAUAAUGUAUUUUUUGCAGUGUGGUUUUUAUUUACAUUCUAUUUAUGCUACGUUAUACAUGGAUUACAAACGCCGAGAUUUUUAUGUUAUGCUGCUGCAUCAUGUUGUCACAAUGACGUUGAUAUUUGUGUCUUAUGCUACUCGUUAUCAUAAAGUUGGAUUAUUGGUGCUGUUUGUUCAUGAUAUAACCGACAUAUGGUUAGAAUUAACAAAAGCGUUACAUUAUUUGAGUCGUCAAAACGAUAAAGAUUGUCCAAAAUACGAAACGGCAGCAACAUGUACUUUUAUCACAUUUACAGCUUGUUGGCUCUUAUUCCGUUUAUAUUGGUUUCCAUUAAAAGUACUGUAUUCAACUGGUGUUGUUACCGCAUAUCGUGCCUAUGAUAAAGGCUGUGGUUUAUAUGGAUUUUUUAAUUCUUUGUUAUGGAUAUUACUUGGAUUAAAUAUUUAUUGGCUUUUUUUUAUUUGUCAAUUCCUUUAUAGAGUAUGUUCAGGAGCACUGAAUGGUUUACAUGAUACACGCGAAGAUGAAGAUGAUGAAGAUGAUGAAGAUGAUGAAGAAGAAAAAACAGUUAAAGCAUCAAUCAAUUCGGUUAAUUUGUAUACCCUUUUGCCUUUUAAUCAAUUAAUUAUGUGUGACAAUACUCAUUUCUGUAAAACUCAAUUAUAUUCAUACAAUGAAAGCAAUCACUAUUACAUGGAUGUUAACGAAACACAAGCAUGUUAUGUAAAACGAAAAUUAUCAGAAUCGGAUGAUCAAGAAGACGAUGUGAGUAGCGAAGAGAGUGAAGAUGAUUUGGAUGAAAAUGAAGAAGAUAGUGAUGAAGAUAAUCAACAACACUCACACACACAUAAUCAUCAAGAUAAUUCUGACCUAUACCAUAGUAGUAGUUGUUAUCAAUCAUACAGUGCAUCAUUAUCAAAAUUUAAUUCACUCAAUAGAUGUUCUACAAUUACAACGAGACGCCAUAGUGAUACAGUAGUGACAACAUCAAAAACAGUUUCGUCCACAACUACACCGAUAUUAAAACGUCGUUGUACAUAUUCAACGAUGCAUGAUGAUGAACAAAAACGUACAAUAUUAUUAGAAUCUUACCGUAAAUUACGUGGCAUUAAAAAACCCAAACUCCAUGUAUCGUUAAUGAUUUGUAAUUUGAUAAAACGUUUAGAAAAAACAUUCAAAACACCUUCACCCUCAUCAACCACCAUAACUAGUACAUCACACAGUUGCAAUAAUACCAAUUUGGUUGCUACAACAACCACACCACUAACAAAUAUAUAUCCCAUGAGAACACCACCACAACAUUAUGGUUUAACGUCGACGCAUGAUCAUCAGUAUUCUCCUCAACAUCAUCAUUCGAGAACAUCAUUUCGCACCACGUCUUCAGACAGUAUAUCUCCUCAAUUGUUAGACUUCAAUGAUAUUAUGUAUAAUUCAUCUACAAAUUCGUCGACUAGUUUAAUAAAUGAUUCAGUCAAUGAUAUAGCCGAUAAUAAUAAUUGUCCGUAUAACAAUGAAACAAAAACUCAUUUGAAUGAUUAUAUUAAUGAAACGUACACACCAUUUCAUCAUCAUUAUACAUAUUCACCUCCAUUAAUAUCUUCCACACAAUACUGUGCUGUUUCCUCAUCGCCGUCUUCUCUAUCACCACAACUACAACAAUCAAUAACAACAGCACCCUCGAUUAUUACAUCGAGUCCGAAUGCCAAAGAUAUAUUAUUAUCUACCUAUUAUGAUACUGUUUCACCUAUUCUUGUUACAGAAAAUACAAACAGUAAUUGUGAAUUAACUGACAAUACCGGUGUAUCAUCAACAUCUUGUACAACAUCACAUUAUAAUACCGAUACAUUUUGGACAACAUUAGACUCGUUACAACAAUCAAAUUUUGCUAUACCAGCUUCAAUUGUCUCUGAAGAUGAAUUAAUUGCACCACAUGGUGGUGGUGAAUACAUUGAUAUUAGUGGAAAUACGCUAUCAGCUUAUACAUUUUGUCAUUCUCCGCAAACAAACAACGAUUCAUUACCAAAUACGAACUCUUCUUCUCAAACAACAAUUUCUACGACAAUAAAUUCGUCCGAUUGUUGUUGUAAUGAAACGACUAGAACAAUACUUGAUGAUGAUUCUUCUUGUGCAUUUACUACUAAUAAUACUUUGCAAUCAUCUGAUUUAUGUACCAUUCUACUACCGUCGAACACGAAUGAACUUGAUAUGAAUAAUAAUGAAACAUUUUCCUCACUAGUAAAUACAUCAAAUUUGACUAAUCCUGAACUAUCGUCAUCGUCUUCUUUCUCUUGUAUUACAAUAACAGAUUGUGAUAAUACUAAUUCACUGAUAGCAAAUAAUAAUAUUUCUUUUUAUCCACAAGUAACAACUACAUCGUGUUCUUAUAGUCCAUCGUCUUCUUCAAGUGACCACAGUUCAUCUCAAACGUAUUAUCAUGCAAUAUUAAAUUACAAUUUGCACGAAUCAUCAAGAACUAAUAAUGGAAUUAUAACAACGGCUUAA
Molecule: messenger RNA, 2973 nt
Organism: Didymodactylos carnosus
Lineage: Eukaryota; Metazoa; Rotifera; Eurotatoria; Philodinida; Philodinidae
Source: the annotation of a GenBank genome assembly